This is a messenger RNA of Papilio xuthus (Asian swallowtail), 5490 nucleotides long. It is a transcript of the gene Usp10, whose product is annotated as ubiquitin specific protease 10. The record is from RefSeq and is a predicted model, not a curated record. Gene Ontology annotation, biological process: DNA damage response, signal transduction by p53 class mediator; regulation of autophagy; protein deubiquitination. The coding region runs from base 161 to 3589 and encodes 1142 amino acids. Gene Ontology annotation, cellular component: nucleus; cytosol. Gene Ontology annotation, molecular function: cysteine-type deubiquitinase activity. The transcript is spliced from 11 exons. NCBI's taxonomy places the organism in Eukaryota, Metazoa, Arthropoda, Insecta, Lepidoptera, Papilionidae.
UUGAAAAUGGCGCGCGUUUUGUCAUAUCCUGUUGUGUGUUGGUGAGUGCAUGGCCUCGACGUUGAUCCCGUUCCAAGAUUUUUAUUCCGUAACACCGCAGUCUUUCACAUAUGUAAUAUUACCCCAAUAUAAUAUUCGUGAUGGUGUCCUGUAAAAGGCCAUGGAUUUGAUGAAAACGAAUAUGUGUGCACGUGGGAGUGGCAUGUUUCAGGAAUAUGAGUUCCUAGACUUGUCAGAUGUAAAAGAAGCGGAACUGAGCAGUCUACAGUGUGCACUUUUCGAGAGGAAGCCAGAGAGGUCCGUGCCCACCACAACUGUAGCGGGUUGGACUGAACCCAGCGCAGACUUGUCAUCGUGUUCAUCGAGCACAGUGGGGCCACCGACCGUGUCGAGCAGCCUGGAUAGCCUGUCGGGCGGCGAGUGCGAGAUGGCGCCCCACUCGCCGCAGCGGGGCGCCGCCGCUCCCGCCCACACCGCACCGCACGCCACGCACGCUGCGCCGCACGCCCCACCCUACGUGCAGCCGCCCACCUACCCGCCGCCGCCGCAGUGGCCCGUGGCGCCGCCCAACGUGUACGUCAGCCAGGUCACUGCCAACGUAAACGUACACGGCUACAUGGGUCAGUACUACCAGCCGCCGCAGCACCAGUACGUACCUCCUGCGCCGCAGGUGGAACGCGCGCCACGCAACCAUCGGCGCGACAGGCGCGGCAAGAGACCCCCGUCCCCUUCGCCGGCACCCCAGGCGCCGCCGUACUACGUGCAGUACCCGCAGUACUACCCGGCAGCGCAAGCACAGGGCGCACCCCUCUACCAUCUGCCGGUCUACCAGCCCCUCGUUUAUGGGCCCUAUGCAUACCCUCCAUACUACACAGAGUACCAGGUUCCGGUUGAAGGUGAGGCCGACAAGGUCCCGGAUGAGUACCAGCAGGAGGUGGUGAUGGAGCAGGAGGCGGUGGACGCUUAUUACGCAAGCGCACAUUACGCAGGGCCACCGUAUGGACCUCCGGUUGAGAGUGGCGUCGAAUACAUACCGCCAAUGUACUUACAACCUCCCCCGCAUCCGGGACCGAUCCCCAUGCAGCCUCAGAUCCAGCACCAGCCGACUCCUCAUCAGUUUAAUGUGCACGCCAAAAACUUUGUUCAGGGUCAGAACCAUAACAAGAAUUAUCCAGCUCUGGACAAACCUGACAAGAAUGUCGCCGGCACGGCAUCCGCUUCAGCGAGUACUCCCACGGGAUCGGUCGAAUCGGUGCCUAUAAAAGAUCUGAAAAUUACCAGCAAGGAUCCUCCAAGCCCCAAGCAGACUGAGCGUCCCGCCGACUCAAAUCAGUCUAAACCGCCAACACCGAAUGAUAAUAAAGCAUCACCAAUGCUCAAACAGGAUCCCAUGAAACCUGCAUGGUCACCAAAUGAAAAUAAAGUCGCAACCGAAGUCAACCAGGCCCAAAACAUUAAUAAAACUUUCACACCAUCUCCAUCUAAUGGUCAACCUGCUAAUAAUAACAAAGUACCACUAUCAAUGGGAAAACCGCCGAAAGGUCCCGCCGCUCCUUUUUCCGGCGGCAAACAGCCGACAAAGCCUUUGUUGCCACAAACAGCCGUGCCUGUACAAUCAGUCUCUACGCCUAAGCCACCAUUCGGAAAUAGGCAGAAGCGAGAGGGAACGAAUCGAUCUCCAUCAAACGACAACGACGGUGAGAAAACUAUUGAACAUCCGAAGCGCGAGCCCCCACUGCCACCGAGCAAAGCUCCCAUGCCCAUUUCUAUUACCCUGAAUACUCAGGGACCACCGCUGAUCGUUUCGAACAAGUCACCGUUUGGCCAUUCCAGGAAAGCGGUUCCUAUUCCUGAAACACCUCCAGCGCCGCAGCCCCCACCGCCUGCGCCCACUGCGUCAGACUUUCCCCCGCCCCCGACUCCCAGAAAUAGAGGGGAACCUGUGCCAGCGCCAGUUGUACAGCCAAACCCAGCACCCGCUUCUGGCAAGUCCUGGGCUAGUCUAUUCUCUAAUAAACCUUCAACUAUAAUGACGCCGCCCCAACCUGUAGUUCCUAUCGAGGAACCCUCGAGCCCAACGACUACAACACCACCUAUCCCUUCUAAUGUGCAAAGGCCAGUUGCUAAAGUGCCGCCUUACGAUGCCUCUCCCCUGCAAAAUAAUGUCGCUGAUAAAGCGUCUACACCGAGGCCACCGACCAACGUGCCUCCGACUGUGUCGUACUCGGAGAAGACAUCAGUGAAUGCUGUUAGCAACCCACCGGCCACGCAAGCGCCCGUGAAGAGUAACACCACGCCAACUCCGGAGCCCCAAGCCGCGCCCCCGAAGGAGCCGUCACCCACUUUACCCAUCCAGCCGUCGCCCUUCAGUGAUGAUCCCAACUCAUACAGGAUGGGAGAAUUCCUGACAAAGUAUCAGCUAGACAAUAGGCCGGUGUCGCUCCUGCCGCGUGGUCUUACCAAUCGAUCAAACUACUGCUAUGUUAAUGCCAUACUACAAGCGUUGAUCGCUUGCCCGCCAUUUUACAACAUGCUGAAAGCGCUACCAUAUCAGACGCGCCGUGGAAAAUCAAGCACACCUGUUAUAGACUCCAUGGUGGAACUCUGCUACGAGUUUGGUCCCCUGGCGAAUACUAUGCGACGUCGCGGCGAAGGCAGUAACGGGGCAGUGGCGCCCACGGUUCCCGCCGGCCCGCCGCUCGACGGCAGCGCCGGCCUGCGUGUACUGCGCGCGCUGCACUUCCCCGGCUCGCAAGAGGGUAGGCAGGAAGAUGCAGAGGAGUUCCUGGGAUGCCUCCUCAACUCGCUCAAUGAUGAGAUGCUAGAGUUGAUGAAGCUUGUGGAACCUGAAGGACCUAAGGACGUUAACAACCGGCCCAACGGCGUCGUGCCUCCGGAGCAACCCCCACCUGAGGAGGACGACGAUGAUGAAUGGAAGGUGAUGGGCCCACGCAACCGCGGCGCUGUGGAGCGUCGCUGGGCGGCUCGGCGCACCCCGGUCGCGGACAUCUUCCGCGGCCGCACGCGUCACCGCCUGCACCGCGCCCACCACCAUGACGUCACAGAUGCUGUGCAGCCAUUCUUCACGCUGCAACUUGAUAUUGAGCGUUCAAACACGGUGAAGGACGCUCUCGAGCUGGUUGCUGGUAAAGACACACUAGAGGGAGUGACGGACGCAUGGCAGCAGCUGUCCCUGGAGGAGCUGCCUGUGGUGCUGCUGCUGCACCUGAAGUGCUUCCAGCUUGAUGCAGACGGACACACUGCAAAGAUAGUCAAGAAUAUUGACUACCCCAUUGACUUGAAGAUUGACCCCAAAAUAAUGUCGUCCAAGUUGAAGUACACGCAGAAGCAGCGAUUGUACAAGCUGUUUGCUGUUGUUUAUCACGAAGGUGUUGAGGCAGUGAAAGGACAUUACGUCACUGAUACCUACCACGGUCAAGUAGGCUGGAUAAGAUAUGAUGAUUCAACAGUGACUCAGGUUACUGAUGCUCAGGUGCUUAAGCCUAAGCCACCUCGUAUGCCGUAUCUGCUCAUGUAUAGACGGCACGACAUGCUGCCUCCACACAGAGCCGCCGGGAAACCGGAAUAAACCGGUUUUGGACCGGAGUUAAUCGGUUUGAAGCGGAAUAAAUCGGUAUAAUCUGGUUUUAUGGAUAUCAACUGAAUUACCAGUGAUGUGACAGUGAAUGUUUAGUGUAAAUAUUGUGUCAAUACAACUAGCUGCUGCAAUAACUAGUUGAAAUGUCUUAUGUAUGUAUGUACAGACUGGUGUAAACAAUUUAUUCUAUGUAUUGCUGGAAAUUUUGAUUCUUUGCGAUUUUUUUGUACUAUUUAUAUUGUAUGGUUGAAUUUUUUUUUAUAAUGUAAUAUUGGCAGAAUGUAAUGAUUUUAACAUACAAUUAUGAGGAAUAUUAAGUAAAAAAUAUGAAUUGUUGCCAAUAAUUGUAAAUAUUGUGAACUAGUUACUGCAGUGAUUAGUUCAAUAAAUUAUUUUUGCACAACGAAAUUGUCUCACGUAUCUGUAUAGGUUAAAUUGUGUGCAAAUAAUGUACAUUUUUCCUAUUUAAUUGCAUACUGAUUUUUUUUGUUUGGUUUUAUGAAUUUCAUUGCAAGGCUUGUUUUAUUUUUUUCAAUUUUGUAAUAUAGUGUAAAUUAGACUUAUAGUUUUAAGGUAGGUUUACACUUUAUGGAAAAUGUUUUUACGUUUCGUUUCUCCGAAAUAAUCUGAUAGAUUAUAUGACAUGUUUGAUUGAAUUUUAACUUGUUCUGAUCAAUGAAUGGGUGUUAAAUUUGUAAAUAUGUUUUGUGUAAAAUACUAGGAGUUGGCAAUGUGGGACCCUUUUUUUAUUAUAAGGAUCUAAAUUUUUUUUUGUCUCAUAGUUUUUUUUAAACGGUUGCUUGAAACUGCCAAAGUAUAUUAUAUAUUGGUUGCAACUCCAUAAGUAGAUUAAGUUUUCGACAAUAUGGAAUUGUAAAAUAAAAAAGAAUAAAAAAAUGUAUAGGCAUUACUCUAAUUAAUAAAUUAAUAUGAAAAAUAUUAAAAAAAUGGACUGAUGGGAAGUACAAAGUUGGGAUAUGAUGUGAUAUGGGAAGUUGGCAGAUAUCAAGAAUGCAUUAAGAAGUAUGGAAAUCUUUGUAUUAAUAUUAUUCGAAAUAAAACUUGAAAAUGACGUCAAUUAAGUUAUAUUAAGCCUUAAAAAAAAGUAAUAUGCAUCUUGUUUUUUUUUUGCUUUACUAAAGCAUGUAUGCAUAUAAAUAUCCAAAAGUUUUUUCAAUAUCACACAAGAAUGAAAACUACUAGGCAUGUUGACGGAUUACAUGUUUUUUUUAAUUUGCCAAUGUCCAACUAGGAAUUGUGGUAAUACUUGCUAAAUUAGUCAAACUAUCCAAUCGAAAAGUUUACCCCUUGUCAAAUUUUUCUAUAGAUUUUCAUUGAUAAAUAUUGUAAUUUAUUAAAUUACAAAUUACUAUUUUGAUAUGCUUAUGCACAACAUUGUCAAGAAACUUUUUGCGAUCUUUUUUCAGAUAGACAGAGAACAUGUUUUAUGUUCAUGUUUCGUCAAAUAAACAAAGUAAUUGAGUUUGUAGGCAGAUUUAUAACUUGUAGAUAUCUAAUUUGGAAUACUAAAGUGUGGUGAAAAAAGCCUUUUUGUAAGGCACUAAUUUUCUCAGUGUAAUUUACAAUACAAAAUGACAUUUCGAAAUGUCAAUUCUCAAUUAGACGUCAAACUUGUAAGAUCGUUGUAUGGUGUUAUGGACGGUGUUAGGAAAUGUUUCGUUUUAUUCUAUUUGUUUGCACGAAAUUAUAUUUAAUAUUAAUGAAUAACUAUAGGUAAGACAAGGCAUAUGUUUUAAAUGAUAUGAAUUUUAAGUGGUAGAUAAUUUGCUUUUCGGUUAUAUAGGAAUUUGUAGCUUGUAUUUUAUUUAAGCUACCAUUUUAAGAUUAGACUUAUAUAUAAAAUUUAAAUAUACAUCAAGCAUGUAAAUGCA